UAACUUCCAAAUCAAAACAAAGAUGAUCAGCAAAUAAUUUUUUGUUUUAUUUGGAAGACCGGAAAAUUUCGCGUUUCUCUCUUAAUUCUAAUGCGAAAAAUCCCAAGUGCUUGUUGAAGAAUCUCUUAUAAACAAACUAUUGAAAAAGACUUCUUUAUUCUGGUGGAAAAUUUGACCAGCGAUUCUCAAAACCAUGAACAAUUCCGAUUACUUCGGUUUUGAACUGUUGUUCAAAUCCGUCGAAGGAUCCAUCGAAACCAAGUCGGAUGUUCUGAUAGCGGUGAUCCACUGGUAUUUGAUCAAGAAUUCCUUCCGAAACGUUGGCAUCGGUGACGAUAAAACUUACAACAAAUCGGAACCGUCGAGUGAGCUGCUACCGGAGGGUUGGAACAGUAACCCGAAAGCAUACGCUCUGCGGUAUGUCAACGACGGGCAGCUGUACAUUCUGCACGGCAUCGACAGCCAGGGAACCAUGAUUGUCAACCUGAUUCAAGUGAAUACACUCAGCGUUUCGAAUGUCAGUUUCCAAAUCGAUUCGGUGGUCAAAGGGCUUGCAGGACCAAUAACCUCUCUUAUUCCGACGGUGGCUAACGAGUUGGAUCGCAUUCGGAACGAGCUACUGUUGCCGGUGUUUGAGAGCAACAAACGGGACGGUUCCUCACAGACCACCGCAAAGGAACAGGAGAAGCUGGACAAACCGGACAUUCUGCCGGCGAAUCCGCUUUUGAUAGGACCCCGCAUGCCGGCCGGAUUCAACUCGGAACCGUUCGGUAUUGGGAACGUGGGCCGCGGUGAUUUAGAUCCUUUUGGGCGCGGCGGGGGUAUGUUGUUUCAACCACCCGGCGGCUUCAACCCGUUGGCCGAUUUAAGAAGACCAGGACCAAGCGGCAUUGUGCCAGGAGCACGAUUCGACCCGUUCGGCCCUUCGGUCGGUCCCAACCCAAGAAACCGUAACCCGGGUCCGGAUCCGGAUCAUCUUCCUCCGCCAGGCUACGACGAUAUGUUUAUGUAACGCGCGAUUUUUUUUUUUCGACUGGAUCCAUAUGGAUACGCUUUAGUUAUAGAAAAGAGCUCUGUUUGAACUUUUGAGUUACAUUUGGUGAUGUAUUGAAUAACACGGAAUUAAAUACCACAGAA
This is a messenger RNA of Uranotaenia lowii, 1137 nucleotides long. It is a transcript of the gene PI31, whose product is annotated as proteasome inhibitor PI31 subunit. The coding region runs from base 194 to 1012 and encodes 272 amino acids. The record is from RefSeq and is a predicted model, not a curated record. Gene Ontology annotation, biological process: proteasome-mediated ubiquitin-dependent protein catabolic process. Gene Ontology annotation, molecular function: endopeptidase inhibitor activity; proteasome binding. The transcript has 3 exons. NCBI's taxonomy places the organism in Eukaryota, Metazoa, Arthropoda, Insecta, Diptera, Culicidae.